AUGUCGGAGUCGAACAGGCUAGCGACGGAAAGGUUGGAGUCGGAAGCCAUGGAGGUGGACGCAACUGCCGAUCCUGCUGUGGCCGACAAUAUGGAAGCCGACCCAGCAGCUCGGGAAGCGCUCUCAUCUGAAGCGUCAUCUGCAGGGACAGAAGCACCGCCUGAGGUGAGAGCUGCUGCUAACAGUCUGCUGCCGGACGAUCAGGACUCGCCGCUGCACCAAUCGGGAACACCUCCAUCUGCACACCCGAUCAGGAACGGGGAAGGUGCCACAUCGGCCGAAAAAGAAGAAGAGUUGCCUGUCGAGCUGGUACAGUCUAGAAGCGAUGACGAGGAGCAGCAAGCUGAGAAGCCUCAAGGCGAACAAGAAGAUGCAGAUGAUGACGACGACGACGGAGAUCUGUUCGGGGAUGAUGAUGAGAACGUCGAGGAUGUUGGUGCUGAACAGGCCGUCAAAGCGGUAGCUGUCGGCGAUACGGACGAUGAUGACGAUGCCGUAGUAAGGCAGACUGGCAGGCGAAGAACGGCGUAAGUGAAGGAUCUGCGUGUAUGCGUGGUUAGGCCAGCUAAGCUUGGCUUGUGCAUUUCUCACAUUGUAUGAGGUUCUCCUCCCAGCGCUGCUUCACCCUCCCCCGCUCGUUCAGCCUCCUUCAUCUCAAAGGACGAUGAAGAAGCCGCGGCCUCCAAAAGAAGGCUGGAGCACUUGGAAGACGAUGCUCCCAUGGGUACUGGGAUGACCCAAGAAGAUGCGGAAGCUCAAGCAGAAGCGGAGAUGGAGCAGCAUGCCGAUUUCUCCCUGCCAUCCCUUCCUGUCCGCAGAGGUGCGCCACACUGGAUCACCAAAUUACCAAAUUUUGUGGGCUUUCAGACAACGCCCUUUGAUACGAAGACCUUCGAUAUGAGCAGUGAUGAAGCGGAAAUCAUGAGGACGAGGGAACAAAUUGCUCGGAUCCAGGAUCCUGGUCUUAGGGCGACAGUAGCGAGCACUUGCACCAUGCGGUGGAGAUGGGCACCAGAGAAAGACAUCAACGAAAGCGGCAAAAGGGUAAGUAGCUGCUAGCAGCGCGAUCUGCAAAACUAACCCCCGGCCAUGGUUGAUGUACCGACACUGACACUGCGUCAUCUUGUGCUCAUAGCUGCGACAAUCGAACACACGAGUGGUACGAUGGAGCGAUGGAACAUUAUCCUUUCAGCUGGGCGACGAGCUGUACGACAUUACUCAGAUACCCGAGCCAGGCACACGUGGAGCGCCACGCGAAGCGAACGUGCAAUCCAGGCCGCAAGCGGAAGGUCCUAGUGCCCAAGCCAGUCAGCGCGGAACAGAUGGAUCAGCCGCAAGAUACUCUACCAGUACCGCUCCGUCGACAUACCUCUUCGUUCAUCACAGCGAUGACAUCGAAGCUUCGGAAGGCCCCAUCGCAGGAUCCAUGGUUCUCAGACCGACAGACACCCAAUCAGAGACCCACAGGCGUCUAGCUCGAGCAGUCAAGCAUUCACGAGGUGCGAGAGUGACCCAAAUGGCUUUCGACACGAGGGCCAAAGACCCAGAGGAAGAGAAGGCUGCUCUCGAGAAGCAAAAGAGGUUGGAAAGCCUAAAGGCUGCUAAGAAGAGAAGACAGAAUGCUGGUCUGAAUGGCUUGGGAGCCGCAGAUGAAGAAUUUUGGGACUCGCGAGCAGGCAGAAGAAGGCUUGGCAGAGCUGGAGCCGAUUACGAUCAAGGAGCGACUUACGCCUCUGACGAAGAGGAAGAAGCUGCGCUCAGCGGGGAUGUAGAAGGCGAUGACGUGAGUGUCUGUGACUGACGGGUAUCCACACGUGCUAUAAUAAAUUGACGGGCGCAGCUGAGCUAAACACACUCGUGGCUCGAUGUCUCGUACUGCAGGGUUUCAUCGUGUCCGACAAGGGCUCGCCAUCUUCCGAAAAGUCGGCGCAGGACGACAUGGACGUGGACGAUGAGCCAGACGACCUUGAAAGGGCUGAGAAAAGUAUCGUGAGUUGCACGGAUCCACUCUCGCUCCCGGGCGCAAGGGCCACAAGACCUCAUUGACCUUUCUGCCUCCAAUUGAUUUACUACUUCAGGAGGACGCGGCUUUGCGCAAAGCUGAAGCAGAUGCCCAGCAGCUGACUGCAUCCACACAGAAUGGUGACACUGCUGGGGAUGUGGCCAAGGAGCGCUCUCGCAGGAGGGUCGUAGCUGACAGCGAAGAUGAGGAAGAGUGA
Molecule: messenger RNA, 2219 nt
Organism: Ceraceosorus bombacis
Lineage: Eukaryota; Fungi; Basidiomycota; Exobasidiomycetes; Ceraceosorales; Ceraceosoraceae
Source: the annotation of a GenBank genome assembly